GGGAUGAUAUAAGUAAGCAGAAAUAAAAAGUGGGGAAAAAUGGACCUGAGAUGUCCGAAGUAAACGGAAAGCGGUCAGGACAGAAGGUGGAAUAAAUAAUACAUGAAUAACAUUCAUAACUAACCAGCUACCAAACGACCCCUUAGUCUAUGAGUGAAUACAACAAUUUCUUGCUUUUCGCUUCAUUCCAGUGAUGGUCUAAACAUUGAUAACAGAUUGCAGUAAGAUAUCUUCCGAAUUGAAUGUUGAGCACUAGUUUACUAUCAUGAACUCUAUCCUGGAUCGCGUAGCCAAAGAUUAUGGUAGACGGAACAGCUCAAGUGUGUAUAGUAGUGGGGAUGUCUUUGAGCCUUUGUCAAGUAGUAACGCUAAGCAACGGGCAAAAUUGGUAGAAUGGUUUAAUAGUGUUCUUCCUCACUUGAGUUUGCCAAUAAAUGCUUCUGAUGAGGAUUUACGAGCAUUGUUGAUUGAUGGUUCUGUCUUAUGCCAAUUAUUGAAUAAGUUGAAACCAGGUUCUGUACCUGAGUGUGGUGGUACAGUACACUCUCCAGAGCUACGUUCAGAAAAUAUUAGAAGGUUUUUGUCUGCUAUGGAUGAAAUGGGCUUGCCCAGGUUCCACGCAUCAGACUUGGAACAGGGUUCCAUGAAAAUAGUACUGGAAUGCCUUUUAACACUUCAGGCAGAAUUUAAGCUGAAUGAUGGAGGAUACAAUUCGAGCACAGUAUUAUCCAGUAAAUAUGGAGCUGAUGCAAGCAGAAGAUGGAAACUGUUGGGUGAAAAUUUGGGAUGUGGUGAUUUUUCAUACAUAGAAGAAUUUUCAUCAAGAACUCACUCUACCUCAUCCCUAGGAGAACGGAUGAAGACAGGAUCAGAUUCAAAAUUCCAGCGUGCGUUGAGAAGUCCUGUAGUGACAGAGCCAUCGGCCGCAUUAAUACAUCACGUUGGACAUAAGUUCCAUGAAGUAUUUCAGCUUAAACAAGGGAGCCACACUGAAAUUCCUGCUGCAAGGAUUUCGGAAAUGAUGAGAUCUAACAGUUUGGAUAUUGCCCCAACGCAGUCACUUCUAAGUGUUGUAAAUGGGAUUCUCGAUGAAAGCGUUGAGCGGAAGAAUGGAGAGAUACCUCAACGUGUAGCGUGCCUAUUGAGAAAAGUGGUGCAAGAAAUUGAGCGGCGGAUAUCUACUCAAGCUGAACAUCUUAGAACGCAAAGCAAUCUAUUCAAGUCUCGUGAAGAGAAAUACCAGUCAAGGAUCAGAAUCAUGGAACACCUUGCAACUGGAACUAGUGAAGAGACACAGAUUGUCAUGAACCAGCUUCAUCAGAUUAAGAAUGAGAAGAACAAAGCGGAAGAGAAGAAGAAAAUUGAGGAGCAGGAUGUGCCUAGAUUGAAAGAGAAGGACGAUCAAAUUGCCGCAUUGAAGCAAGAACUGGAAAUGGCUAAGAGGUCCUAUGAAUCGAAAGAGAACGAAGAUCAUGGACAAAAUAUCACAGCUUUGAAGAAAGAGCUGGAAAUAGUUAAGAAAUCAUAUGAAUCGAAAGAGAAGGAAGAUAAUAAAGAAAUUAUAGCUUUGAAGCAAGAAAUGGAAAUAGUUAAGAAAUCGUAUGAAUUGAAAGAGAACGAAGAUAAGAAAGAAAUCACAGCUUUGAAGCAAGAAAUGAAAAUAGUUAAGAAAUCGUAUGAAUUGAAAGGGAAGGAAGCUGAUAGUCAAGAAAUCACAGCUUUGAAGCAAGAACUGGAAAUAGUUAAGAAAUCGUAUGAAUCGAAAGAGAACGAAGAUAAUAAAGAAAUCACAGCUUUGAAGCAAGAAAUGGAAAUAGUUAAGAAAUCGUAUGAAUUGAAAGGGAAGGAAGCUGAUAGUCAAGAAAUCACAGCUUUGAAGCAAGAACUGGAAAUAGUUAAGAAAUCGUACGAAUCGAAAGAAAAGGAAGAACAUAGACAAGAAAUAGCAGCUUUGAAGCAAGAACUAGAAACAGUUAAGAACUCGUAUGAAUCGAACGAGAAGGAAGAUCAUAGGCGAGAAAUCGCAGAUUUGAAGCAAGAAAUGGAAAUAGCUAAAAUAUUGUAUGAACAACACACCCUAGAAAUGAAAGAAAAGGCUACAGAAGCUCAACAAGAACUUGAGGAGACGUUGAAGGAGGCCAUGAGCCUUUUGACAGAAUCAAGAAAUAGGAUAAAGGAACUUGAGACAUUUGCUCAAUCAAACUCUCACAGUUGGAAGAAGAAGGAGCAUAUUUACCAAAUAUUUGCAGACUACCAGCUGGGUGCACUGCGUGAACUGAAGUUUUCUUCUCAGUCAAUAAGGCAAGAAGUGGUGAAAACUCAGCAGAGCUACGUGGAGGAAUUCAAUCAACUAGGUGCAAUAGUGAGAGCACUUGGACAUGCAGCUGCAAACUACUCUGCACUCCUUGCUGAGAAUCGCAAACUGCACAAUGAGGUGCAGGAGCUAAAAGGAAAUAUCAGAGUAUAUUGUCGAAUUAGGCCAUUCCUUCGUGGACAAAAGGAAAAGCAAUCAGUUGUUGAAUACAUUGGAGAAAAUGGGGAGCUGAUUAUUGUAAAUCCUUCCAAACAAGGAAAGGAAGGCCGCAGGUCUUUCAAGUUUAAUAAGGUCUACAAUCCAGCUGCAACACAAGCUGAUGUAUAUUCAGAUAUUCAACCAUUAAUACAGUCCGUGCUUGAUGGAUAUAAUGUGUGUAUAUUUGCCUAUGGUCAGACUGGAUCAGGGAAAACAUACACCAUGACUGGCCCAGACAAAGCGACCGAGGAGAAUUGGGGUGUCAAUUAUCGAGCUUUAAAUGAUAUUUUCAGAAUUUCUCAAACGAGAGUGAACACCUUCACAUAUGAAAUUACAGUUCAAAUGAUGGAAAUAUAUAACGAACAAGUUCGUGACUUACUCUCAAGUGAUGGUUCACCAAGGAAAUAUCCUUUUAUUUACUGCAUGCCUAAUGGAUUAGCUGUUCCAGAAGCAAGCAUGCAUACAGUAAACAAGACCUCUGAUGUCUUAAAUUUGAUGGAUAUUGGAUUAAGAAAUCGAGCAAGAGGUUCCACUGCAAUGAAUGAAAGAAGUAGUCGGUCGCACAGUGUUGUCACUAUUCAUGUUCGUGGGAUGGAUAUUAAGAGUGGUUCAUCCAUGCGUAGUAGUCUUCAUUUGGUGGACCUUGCUGGAAGUGAAAGAGUCGACCGCUCUGAGGUGACUGGCGAUAGACUGAAAGAGGCGCAGCAUAUAAAUAAGUCAUUAUCUGCCCUAGGAGAUGUCAUUUAUGCUUUGGCACAAAAGAAUGCCCAUGUUCCAUACAGAAACAGCAAGCUGACUCAAGUCCUUCAGACUUCAUUAGGUGGUCAAGCAAAGACACUUAUGUUUGUACAGCUUAAUCCUGAAGUUGGUUCACAUUCAGAAACCACGAGCACAUUAAAAUUUGCUGAAAGAGCAUCUGGAGUAGAGCUAGGUGCUGCUCGAAGUAGUAAAGAGGGCAGGGAUGUAAGAGAUUUAAUGGAGCAGGUUGGAUCUCUCAAGGAAACGAUAUCUCAGAAAGACAAUGAGAUUGAGAAACUGCAGCUGAUCAAAGAUAAAAAAAUAUGCUAAUACUGGAGCCGACAGCGAGACAAAUAGUACUGAUUGAGGAAUCUGUGUUGAAAGCAAUCUUUUCCCUGAAGGAGCCAAAAAAAAAGCAGUGGACACAGAUAAAUAACUGAACAAUAUUGAGUAAAGAGUUUCAUUGGGUGGGAGUAGAGGAUCUUGCAGUUAAAUUAUUAUUGAUAGGUUUCUUGUUUUUCUACUAGUGAGUAAAGCUUGUAUGAAAUUUGUAACAUUCAAGUGUUGUAUUACUAGCCAUUCAUCUUGGGGUUAUGAUUUUGAAUUAACAAAGAUACGAAUUGACGUUUGAUAGGAUGUAUAAGAAUAAUGUUGAAUAAGGUGUAUUAGUAAUAAUGUUAGUAUUAG
Molecule: messenger RNA, 3937 nt
Organism: Solanum stenotomum
Lineage: Eukaryota; Viridiplantae; Streptophyta; Magnoliopsida; Solanales; Solanaceae
Product: kinesin-like protein KIN-14P
Exons: 23
Coding region: 266-3580 (1104 amino acids)
Biological process (GO): microtubule-based movement
Molecular function (GO): microtubule motor activity; microtubule binding; ATP binding
Source: RefSeq, a predicted model, not a curated record